AUCACGUGGGAAUUGUGAAAUGACGGAUGAUGGGUCGGAGGAAACAAUCGAGAGUGGGGAUAGAGUGGACAAGAUUUGGCAAGAUUAGGCGAGAUGGAAGUUCGAUUGUUGUGUCGAGUGAUACAGUUUUGGAAGUUUUACCCACGUUGAGUGUCGGACGCGGAUUUAAAUUGUGAAUAGAAACGUUUGCAAACAAGUCGCUUGAUGUUUUGAAACGAAAGGCGAAAUAACGUCGUUCGAGAAUUACGUCUAUCUUAUCCUCAGUGUAAAGAUUACUUGUAUACAGAAACCAUGUCGAAACGCAAAUUUGAUGAUAUGAAAGAUAUGCUUACUAAGCAACCGCUUAAGAACUCAUUGGAUUCUGAUGAAGAUGAUGAUGAGGUAAAUGAGGAUACCUAUAACAUCAUGAACGAAGAUGAAUUUGAAGGUACAGAAGAUGGACCUUCGGCACCAGAAGCAAAUGUAGGAUUUACAGCAUUUAAUAUGAAAGAAGAAUUGGAAGAAGGUCACUUUGAUAAAGAUGGCCAUUAUCUUUGGAAAAAAGAGAAGCAAAUAAGGGAUAACUGGUUGGAUAAUAUUGAUUGGGUCCAAGUCAAACCUGGUUCUACCGCUAAUGUACAAAAGAGUACAAAAUCAAAUAAAAAUUAUGGAUUGGGAGAUAGUGAUAGUGAUGAUGAAGGAGAUAUUAUGUUUGAUCCUAUUCCGUUAUAUAAACAGAUUUUAGAAUAUCUUAAACCUGGUGAAACUGUCUCAAAGACGUUAUGCAGACUUGGUAAACAUAAUACUAAUAGAGCAUGUGUUCAAACUAUCGCAAGUAAAUACAAGUUGUCCCAAUCCAGGUAAAGGAAAAAGAAAUUAACCACAGCUGAAAGAUGGAAAAAGAAAAAAGAAUCUAAAACGUGCGAAGAAGAGGAAGAUCCCAAUUCUGUCAGCAUAAUUAAGUUGACAGAAUUAGCAAAUGAAUUAUUAACACGCACUGGUAAUAUGGAUAUUUAUCAAGAAAGCUAUGAAUUAAUAAAAAGAAAGAUUGAACAAGGCGAUAAACAUGCACAUCCUUCAAAACAAGAGGCAGAAUUGGAUAUGUAUGCUGAUGAUUUUGAUGAAAAGGAGAAGGCAAAACUGGAUGAUAUUGAUGGUGGAAAAGUAGCAGAAACAAGCGAGGCAGAAAAAAGUACGCCUCUAGAGGAAGAUGUAACAUGGGAUUUAAAAUGGUCGCAGGAUGAAAAUGCAGAGAUACACGGACCUCAUACUAGUCAGCAAAUGCAUGCAUGGGCAAAAGAAGGUUAUUUCAAAAAAGGCGCUUGGGUCAGAAGAACCGGACAGCAGAAUCAAUUUUAUAAUGCUGCUAGAGUAGAUUUUGAACUUUAUCUGUGACAUUUUUAUCACGAGACAACAAUGUGAAUAAAUAGAUAAAAGUUGUCUGAA
This is a messenger RNA of Pogonomyrmex barbatus (red harvester ant), 1425 nucleotides long. It is a transcript of the gene holn1, whose product is annotated as CD2 antigen cytoplasmic tail-binding protein 2 homolog holn1. Lineage: Eukaryota; Metazoa; Arthropoda; Insecta; Hymenoptera; Formicidae. Gene Ontology annotation, cellular component: U5 snRNP. Gene Ontology annotation, molecular function: protein binding. The record is from RefSeq and is a predicted model, not a curated record.